This is a messenger RNA of Vavraia culicis subsp. floridensis, 744 nucleotides long. RefSeq lists its product as uncharacterized. Lineage: Eukaryota; Fungi; Microsporidia; Pleistophoridae. The transcript has a single exon. The record is from RefSeq and is a predicted model, not a curated record. Bases 100 to 546 code for a protein of 148 amino acids.
UUACCGUGUCAAGAAGGAAUAAUCACAAUCCACAACAAAUUAUUAAUUUAUCCCUAUACGUGUGUUUCACGCCACACUCCCCUUUCGCAGCCCUUUACCAUGAAUCCAUUCACAACAUCCCUGCUCUACACCUGCUCAAUCGUCCUAAUCAUCACUGUUCACUUCGCACCACCGCGUAUCGCACAAACAGCGGCAGAGCACGCACAAAAGCAGUUAAAGAUACGGUUCAACGAGCUUUACGAUGCUGGUGCAAUGGAAGCACACACGCACUACUACCAUAAGUUGAAGAAGGUGAUACGGUACUCGCAUUUUUUGCAUGCACGUGAUGUGCAUGCUCUUUUCAUUUUUUCGGAGAUGAAUGACAUGCGGAUAGAUGCGAUGUUGAGCAGUUUAGAUUUUAGGAGUGGUGGUGGUUUUAGGUACUACCUACCACCUUUGUUCAAUUUUGGUAUUUGGUUUCCGCUUUUGUGUCCUGUGAUCAUUAACAUGGUGGUGGUGCUUAAGACUUUCAUCAGGAGAUGCAGUACGAAGCAAAGAUGUUUGUAAUGGUAUUAUGAGAAGCAGCAGCGUUUUGCACAGGCAUGGUGUGAAGAGUGCCGAGAGUAAUAAAAUUUAAAUGCUUAACAACUAUCAAUUGGUGCACAGGAAUGUUGAAAUAAUUUAAUCAUCAUUCACUCAUAUAAAUAAAAAGACAACUCGAAAUAUGAUUGGUUAGUUCUGUGGAAUAAAUUAUUUGACCCUUCG